Molecule: messenger RNA, 2229 nt
Organism: Stylophora pistillata
Lineage: Eukaryota; Metazoa; Cnidaria; Anthozoa; Scleractinia; Pocilloporidae
Product: V-type proton ATPase 21 kDa proteolipid subunit c''
Biological process (GO): proton transmembrane transport
Cellular component (GO): proton-transporting V-type ATPase, V0 domain
Molecular function (GO): proton-transporting ATPase activity, rotational mechanism
Source: RefSeq, a predicted model, not a curated record
UAGUCGUUUUUUGUCACAUGAGUCGAAAUGAGUCAUUUCUAGGAAAACUUUAUUUUUAAACCUUUAAAAAUCAGUAAUGCCUUACGUGGCGAGCAACAAUCUAGGCUACUAUUCUGUAGUGUACAGUUUGAGCCUUUUUAUCCUGAUUUGUGUCGGAUUGUACUACAAUCUCUCCGGUCUUGGAACAAGAUUUGAUAUAGGAUGGUUUUUGGAGGAGACAUCCCCAUUCAUGUGGGCAUCUCUUGGUAUAGGACUGGCAAUUUCCCUGUCUGUGGUUGGUGCCGCAUGGGGAAUUCUCAUCACAGGUUCAAGUAUUUGUGGAGGAGGUGUUAAAGCACCAAGAAUCAAAACCAAGAACCUUAUCAGUAUUAUCUUCUGUGAGGCCGUUGCAAUUUAUGGAAUCAUCAUGUCAAUUGUUAUGUCUAACUACAUUUCGGCUGUAGAUAUCACUGGCUUCAAAACCCAAGAGGCAAUACAAAAAAUUCAUACAACAGGAUUUCUGGUUUUUGCUGCUGGGUUGACAGUUGGAUUUUCAAAUCUUUUCUGUGGUAUUUGUGUGGGUAUUGUUGGAAGUGGUGCCGCUCUUGCUGAUGCCCAGAAUUCAUCUCUCUUUGUCAAGGUUUUGAUAGUGGAGAUCUUUGGAAGUGCUAUUGGGUUAUUUGGGGUCAUCAUAGCCAUUAUACAGACCAGUAAAGCAACGCCAAUGGGAUCUAUCAAGGAUUAAUAUAUUGAUGUGAGAGUCAAAUUUGUCAAAUAGCUUAAGAUCCCAUUUGUUAGUUAAUAUUGAUAACAUUAAUUUUGGUCAGGCAUUUGACUCUUAGAAAUAGGUUGCAUAUGGCUGUCAUGAAAAAUUAUUUUUUUAAAUGUCAUCAUGAUUACUUUACAAUUUUGUCUGAUAACAUGGACAACUAUGUUGGUAUGCUCAUUCUUAGUUCAAUAUUACUCUUUCCCUGAUAAUGAUGAUGAUGAUGUAUUAUUCCCAUAGCAUAACUGUUAUCAUUUAAUUUGUUUACAUUCAAUGAAGUGCUAGUUUAAGUUUCAGUGUAUUGAUGAUGUUUGUCAUGUACAUGUUUAUAAUUUGUGCCUGUGUACAGAAAAAUGGAAUUAAACUAAAGAGGUAAUGAGACAGUUUCAUGGGUAACAAAUUUUAUAACCACCUACUGCUUAUGUGCAUUUAUAAUUAUAGGUGAUCUGGAAUUCUUGAUUGAGUAAUCAAAAUUCUUGACUUCCCUUGAGAGGGUAGGGGAGUGUUUAUUAGGCAUGGAAUAUUGGUGAUAUGUGCAUUAAAAUAUUUAUCAUAAUAAUAUUUCUAAUUAUCUCUGCAGUAAUAUUUGAGAUAUUAUUCUAGUGUCAUAAUAUGGAUAUAUCAACAAAGUUGAAAAGGUAAAUUGGCCACCGUAACGAUUACAAAAGCUGACGUUUCGAGCGUUCGCCCUUCGUCGGAGCCAUGGUAACUCAACUAUUCCAGUGUCGGUCAACUAAAUGAAGUAAACUGAUGAAACAAAAUCUCAGUUAUUACAUUCUUGUUUUAAUCCUUGGCUUGAAAGAAGGUAACUCACAAAUACAAGUAAAAAUGAUAAAUCCAAUACUGAUCUUUAAAAUGUUCAAUUCUGUUAGACAUGGCGCAGGCCUUUACAUAUUGGGCCAUUGUCAGUACACACAAUAAGUUCACCUUUUUUCCAUGGUAACUCAACUAUUCAAAUGAAAACAUAGCUAAAUAUUGGAUUCUCGGCUUCCCCCAAUGGAUACUGUGAAUGUGUUUGUUAGUUUUAAAUCUGGCCCUAUGGUUGGAUAAGAAAUAAUUACAUGAAAGAAUAGCCUUAGUUCACUGUCAAGAUACAUUACAGAAACAGGAGUGGGUGGUCAUUUCAAGUGCUUAAGCGCUCAAUGACAAUUAAAGUAUACUUUGUGAGCACCAGUGUUGGCUAACACUUGUUCUACGGUCAUAUGUUCAAGCUUAACCGAGCACAAAUAAGAUAUUGAUUCUAAGUUGUCUUUGUUGCAAAGUAAUCAGCAGUUAAUGACUUCAAAUUAUUUACAUUUACAUUGUAGCACAGCUUCGGUGGAAGCCAUGUAGAAUAUUCAUACUCUUGUUAGAGUAUUAACACACAAACGAGAUAAAGGGAACGAGUGGUCAGUUUAAGGAUUACAAAAAUCUGCGAUCAGCUGCCGUGUUAGGUUUAAGAGUUAUUUACCUACUAAAUAAAAGCAAAAGAGCUUCAAAACCAA